AUGAACAACGAUGCGUGUACCGAGAUUCUGUUGUGGCUGCCCUUCUUAUCACUUUUGAGAUUCCGAGCUGUCUGCAAGUUGUGGCGUGACAUUAUCAGUUCUCAAUCUUUUGGAAAACUGCAUACUCAAACUCAUUACACCAAUACCAACCAUAACAAUCCAGACGAUACGGUAUAUCUACAAUUUAGUUUGCCUAAUGAUGAAGUUGAAUUACGGAACGAACUGUCAAUAGAGCUCGAAUAUAACGAGAAGUCAUUGAUGUUGUAUAAAUCCGACCACUUUAAUGGCUUCUCGUUAAACUACUGGGACAACAUCAGCGAUUACCUAGUUAGGUUACACGGGCCAGUUAGGGGUCUAAUCUGCAUCAAUUGCAACUUGAAACCCGAGGCUCCCGUAGCCAUAUGCAACCCUUUUCUAGGCCAACUCAAGACUCUUCCUCUUACAACCUCGUGCGCUGCAAUUGGUUUCGACGAAGAAGAUUACAGAGUUGUUGCAAUCGGUUUCGACGACGAAGAUUACAAAGUUGUGCAGCUGUUGUCAUGCAAGAAACAUCGGUGCCUCCAUGCUCAGUUGUAUAAGAGAAGGACGGAUUCUUGGAGGGAGUUGACUGGAGAGAGUUCCGUGCUCGAUAAUCAAGAAUUCGAUUGGGUUGACCCCAUACAGUCGCAGAGCAUGAAUGGCUAUUUUACGCACUGGCGUGCUCAUCUACUAAAUGGUGCUAGUUUGAAGGAGGUUAUACUGACUUUUGACAUGAAGAAUGAAGUGUUUCAGACAAUCACAUUACCGGAAUGUGAACCUGAUGCUUUGGAUCAUAUUUUUGCACAAGACGAACACUCGUUUCUCAAGUUUGUUUUACCUCAUCCGUGUUGUAAUGCUUUUGAAGAUGAUAAGUUAGUGAAGGUUUAUGAGUCGAUAUGCAGAGGGAGUGAAUUGAGUUGGAUUCCAUUAAUAAAUGUUGAAGUACCCUUUUCUCAAGUGCCUCUGUUGAGGGUUGGUUGUGUGUUUUUGGAUGACGGAGAUGGUGCUGAAGUUGUGUAUGAUUAUCAUGCACGCAAACUCAUCGGACGCCAUUGUGUGGUACCCUUGGCGUUCGUUGAGUAUAGAGGGAGUUUCGUUUCACCUUGA
This is a messenger RNA of Salvia splendens (bonfire salvia), 1125 nucleotides long. Its product is annotated as F-box/kelch-repeat protein At3g23880. The coding region runs from base 1 to 1125 and encodes 374 amino acids. The record is from RefSeq and is a predicted model, not a curated record. Gene Ontology annotation, molecular function: protein binding. The transcript has a single exon. Lineage: Eukaryota; Viridiplantae; Streptophyta; Magnoliopsida; Lamiales; Lamiaceae.